Molecule: messenger RNA, 1647 nt
Organism: Sorghum bicolor (sorghum)
Lineage: Eukaryota; Viridiplantae; Streptophyta; Magnoliopsida; Poales; Poaceae
Product: acyl-[acyl-carrier-protein] desaturase 4, chloroplastic
Exons: 3
Coding region: 76-1425 (449 amino acids)
Biological process (GO): fatty acid metabolic process
Cellular component (GO): chloroplast stroma
Molecular function (GO): stearoyl-[ACP] desaturase activity
Source: RefSeq, a predicted model, not a curated record
CAACGCAGGCACAUCUUGGGGCAAAUCCAUCACACUUUGCCAAAAAAGAAAAACAGCAAGAGCUAGCUAGAAAUAAUGGCGACGCAAGGGCUGGCAACAGUGAUGACGGUGAAGCUCGGCUCCUUGGGCUGGAGCAAGAGCAACUACUCGAGCGGAGGAGGAGCAGCACUCAGGCUUCUCCUUCUCUCCCCUGCACAAGCACAACCCAGUGUGCACGCACUUCGUGCAUGCUCGUCAUCCAGCUGCAGCAGAGGCGCCGUGGCAGGGAGAUGGAGCGCUGCCGCCUCAUCAGCCACCUCGGCGCCGGUCGACAGCAGCAGCGGCGGCGUCGCCGGCGGUGGGGAGAUGAUGGUGGAGUGGCCGGCGGCGCCGCGGGAGCAGGUGGAGGCCAUCCGGUCGCUCAACGGGUGGGUGGCGGAGAACAUGCUCCCGCUGCUGACGCCCGUGGACUCCGCCUGGCAGCCGCACGACUACCUGCCGCGCUCCACGGCGGCGGCGGCGGCCGGCGGCGGGGAGGCCAACGACAACGACAGGGCGUUCGCGGAGGAGCUGGCCGAGCUGCGGGCCGCCGCGGCGUGCGUUCCCGACGACGUGCUCGUGUGCCUGGUGGGCAACAUGGUGACGGAGGAGGCGCUGCCCACGUACCAGAGCAUGUUCAACCGCACCGACGGCGUCGGCGACGACACGGGCGCCAGCGCCGUCCCCUGGGCGCGCUGGAUUCGCGGCUGGACCGCCGAGGAGAACCGCCACGGCGACCUCCUCAACCGCUACCUCUACCUCACCGGCCGCGUCGACAUGCGCCAGGUGGAGAUCACCAUCCACCACCUCCUCAGCAACGGCAUGGAAAUGCUGAUGCCCAAGAGCCCGUACCACAGCCUCAUCUACGCGUCGUUCCAGGAGCGCGCCACCUUCAUCUCGCACGGCCACACGGCGAGGCUGGCGGUGAAGCACGGCGACCGCACGCUGUCCAAGAUCUGCGGCGUGGUCGCCGCCGACGAGAGGCGGCACGAGGCGGCGUACACCAGGGCCAGCGCCGAGCUGUUCGACGUGGACCCGGACGGCAUGGUGCGCGCGCUGGCCUACGUCAUGCUCGGGAAGGUCACCAUGCCGGGGCUGCUCAUGUCGGACGGCCUCGGCGGCGGCGGCGACAGCCUGUUCGCGCGGUUCUCCGCGGUGGCGCAGCGCGCCGGCGUGUACACGGCGAGCGACUACGGCGACAUGGUGGAGCACUUCGUGCGGCGGUGGCGGGUGGCGGACCUCGGGGCGGGCUUGUCCGGCGAGGGCCGCCGCGCGCAGGAGUACGUGUGCGGGCUGGCGCCCAAGAUCCGGCGGAUGGAGGAGCUAGCGCACCGGAGGGCGGCCCGUGGGGAGCCAGGCCUGGCCCGGUUCAGCUGGAUCUUCAACAGGGCCGUCGUGGUGGGCUGACCCUUUUUCCACAGGGAAUAACCUCAGACGCUUCGUGGGCCGUGUGUUGUAUCCAUGCUUGCUUCUUUUACCGAUCCAGUAUUGCUUGAAUCCUGCUAAAAAAGAGAGUAUUGCUUCAAUGAAGGUCAUAUAUUAGACCGUUUGUAUCUACUCUGCUGUGUUGCCGUGUACUUCCUCAGUUUGAAAAUGUAUUUCUUUACUCAUAAAGACCGUUUGUAUCUA